This is a messenger RNA of Closterium sp. NIES-65, 324 nucleotides long. NCBI's taxonomy places the organism in Eukaryota, Viridiplantae, Streptophyta, Zygnematophyceae, Desmidiales, Closteriaceae. The record is from the annotation of a GenBank genome assembly.
AUGAUUAGUCAGCAAAUUCGCCCAUCCAGCGCUGCGGCGGUGGGGCUGGGCGCGUACGGAGCGCACGCGUUUAAGCCGGAGAACCCCGUGUAUAAAGAGGUGUGGCGGACAGGCAACCUCUACCAUCUCGUGCACUCUGCUGCUCUCCUAGCCUCGCCCUUAGUCAAGCGGCCUGACAUCUAUGGCAGCCUUCUUACCUUUGGGAUAGUUGCUUUCUCAGGCAGCUGUUACCUAUCAGCAGCAUAUGAGGAAAGAGCCUUGGGUGUUGGGGCUCCGUUUGGGGGAUUUGCCUUCAUUGGAGCUUGGCUUUCUGCUGCCUUCUGA